Molecule: messenger RNA, 1190 nt
Organism: Hippocampus comes (tiger tail seahorse)
Lineage: Eukaryota; Metazoa; Chordata; Actinopteri; Syngnathiformes; Syngnathidae
Product: protocadherin beta-16-like
Exons: 1
Biological process (GO): homophilic cell-cell adhesion
Cellular component (GO): plasma membrane
Molecular function (GO): calcium ion binding
Source: RefSeq, a predicted model, not a curated record
CAGUUUAAUUUGAAAAAUGAGCACUCGUGAAAAAUGUCCUAUAAUAGUGAUGUGAUUAACUGAAAGCUAUUUUUAUAGUAGGAGGUGUUAUGUCAAGAAAUGCACUCUAGGUGUCAGUAUGAGCUCAUAAACAGAAACUGUUGAAACUCCCUCAUGAAUGUCGACACACAACUCGGAUUUUCAUUGUGUCGCUCUGUUUGAGACGCGUGAAAUGACGACGCUGUAGAAAGCUGUGGAUAUUACAGCGAUUGUUUUUUGUUUCGCUCUUGCAAAGGAGACUUCAGUUGAUUUUCUGUGCAAUGGAGAGCAAAGGCUUUGGGAUUUUCGGGUACGGUCUUUUUUUUCUUGUCCUUUUCCUCCGCACCAUCCAUGGAGACGUGAGCUACUCUAUCCCAGAGGAGAUGAAACGUGGAUCUGUAAUCGGGAAUAUCGCCAAGGAUUUGGGACUUGAUUUGAGCCAGUUAUCUGCUCGCAAGGCACGCAUAGAUCCUGAGAAUGACAACACACAGCUCUGUGGCAUCAACCUAAACACGGGUGACUUGCUUGUUCAGGAAAGGAUCGACAGAGAGGGACUUUGUGGUAAAAAGGCUUUGUGCGUCUUAAAACAAGAGCUUGUACUGGAAAACCCAAUCCAGCUGCAUCGUAUUAGUAUUCGUGUUGUCGACAUUAAUGAUAAUGCUCCACAGUUUAAUGAAGACUCUCUAAAAAUAGAAAUUCAGGAAUCGGCUGACAAGGGAGAGCGUUUUCUUGUCAGAGAAGCACACGAUGGAGAUAUUGGAGAAAAUGCUGUUCAAAGCUACACUUUGCAGCAAAAUGAUCAAUUUAAAUUACAUGUAAACACUAAAUCAGGUGGACGAAAGUAUUGUGAAUUGGUAUUAGACAAAGAAUUAGACAGAGAAGAUAAAAAGGACAUCAUGCUUUUGCUGACCGCCUAUGAUGGCGGCUCUCCUCAGAGAUCCGGCACUGUACUCAUCCAGGUCACUGCGUUGGAUGCGAAUGAUAAUGUACCAGUGUUUAGUCAGCCUGUCUAUAAAGCCAGUCUGCCUGAAAACUCUCCUCUUGACACUUUGGUGAUCACAGUGAGCGCAAGUGAUGCAGAUGAAGGAAUAAAUAGCGAAAUCUCAUAUGCGAUUGACCAUGCUUCUGAUGAUAAUAUUAAUGUAUUUUCAUUACAUCCCAAAACUGGAGAA